AUGUUUCGUUGUUUGGGAAGCCGACGGUCGUUGUGGUGGAAAAGGAAGAAACGUCGCCUCAGCCGGGAUAACGACGGCCGCGGGCAUUCAUAUUCUUCUUGCUCUCCCUUCGAUUUGAGAGAAAGAUCCUUUUCUCUGAAGAAAAUUUCAAAAGAUUUAUUCGAAUUUUACGAUCAUUCACGAUUUGUCGCAGGCCUUGGUGAAUUGAAAGUUAUUCGCCCGUCUCAUGGAUCAAGAUCCGUCGUCGUCCGCUCCACGAAAUGUCUUUCCACAUCUGCUUACAAUUUCAGCCGCUCAACGUCAAGUUUGCUCCAAAAGCACCCGCUCCUAAAACACCGAAGUCCCCAGCUGCCAAGAUGUGCCCUCCACUGCUCCACAUUUCCCUGGUUUAAGGGAAUCGCCGUCCUAAUGAGGCGUUGUUGCCAGUUGAAAUCACUGGAGGCCCGACAAUUGAUAGAAAGGUGUGCCACAUCUUCGACAAUUGUUCUAUCGUAUGGGAUUGUCUGCAGGAUCGAUGUAAUUGAGCUCGACCCCACUACGCGGAAGAGGAGCAUUAGAAAACGCUUGGUGGCAGUGGCCACAACCUGGUAA
Messenger RNA from Striga asiatica, 591 nucleotides. The record is from the annotation of a GenBank genome assembly. Lineage: Eukaryota; Viridiplantae; Streptophyta; Magnoliopsida; Lamiales; Orobanchaceae.